GCCGCCUCUGUGCCAGAAGGUUCACCAUGAUAAGUUCCGACAAAGAUGACUCAACUUUCUUCUUCUUCUCUACGGCUACGCUCAUUCUUUUUCGUCCAAGCGCGUAAAAUGUCUUCCUCCUUAGAAGUGGCUAGAGCAAAGGUUAUCCAAUCCGUCAAGGUCGACCUUUUGUCGAAGACUCAAGCUAUAGAGAAUGAAUCUAAACGCAAGGAGAUUGCCCGAACCUUCAUUUCGGAUACUAUUACUGUUCCAACCGUAGAGAUGUAUGCCUAUGCUGUCAAUGCGACUCUAGGCGACGACGUAUAUUCGGAGCCUUCGACUACCUCCCUGGAAGCUCAUAUCGCCCAACUGACCGGCAAGGAAGCAGGGCUAUUUAUGCCGUCGGGGACAGCCUCGAACCAGAUUGCGCUGCGCACUCAUCUGAAGCAACCUCCAUACACGGUUUUGUGUGAUCACCGUGGCCAUAUUCACAAAUAUGAAGUCGGGGGAAUACCUUUCCACUCUGGUGCUGCCAUGACCACUUUGAUUCCCUCAAAUGGCCAUCAUCUCACUCUGUCGGAAGUGGAAGACAAUGUGAUCUAUGACACAGAUGUCCAUUUAGCUCCGACGGAGGUCAUCUCGCUUGAGAAUACUCUCAACGGAACUAUAUUCCCGCAGGACGAAAUCAUAGCUAUUUCUGGAUUUGCACGUUCGCACAACAUCAAGAUGCAUCUUGAUGGUGCACGUCUUUGGCAUGUUGCUGUUGAGACUGGGCUGUCUAUGAAGGAGCUGUGUGAUCCCUUUGACACUGUCAGCCUCUGUUUCAGCAAAGGGCUAGGUGCACCUAUCGGUUCUUGCUUAGUAGGCCCGAAAGAGUUCAUAACGAAAGCCCGUCGGUUCCGAAAGCUUUUUGGCGGCGGUAUGCGCCAAACUGGUAUUCUCGCAGCUUCAGCAGCUUACGCUCUCAACAAUAAUUUCCCGCUUCUUGUAAACGUCCAUGCGCUUGCUCGCAAGGUUCAAAAAGGACUCGAGGAUAUUGGCGUGACCAUCCUAAGUCCUGCUGAGACUUGUAUGGUUUUCUACGAUGCGUCCAGCAUUGGUGCAACAUAUGAUGAAAUAUUUGAGCGAGGGAAAAAUUUGCCAGAGCCCCUCAUACUUGGGGGUUCCAGAGUUGUUAUCCACAUCCAGACUUCUGAGGGUGCUGUCGACGACUUCUUGGCCCUAAUUAGGGACAUAGCCGAAGAGAAAAAGAGAGCAGGAUUUGUUAAGCCUGAAACAAAUGGUCAAACUCAUGUCAAGGACGUUUAUGUCAGAAGGCAUUAAGUAGAAGAAUAAUAUAACAAUACA
Desarmillaria tabescens is the source of this 1326-nucleotide messenger RNA. RefSeq names its product pyridoxal phosphate-dependent transferase. Lineage: Eukaryota; Fungi; Basidiomycota; Agaricomycetes; Agaricales; Physalacriaceae. Bases 46 to 1302 code for a protein of 418 amino acids. Gene Ontology annotation, biological process: glycine biosynthetic process; L-threonine catabolic process. Gene Ontology annotation, molecular function: L-allo-threonine aldolase activity. The transcript has 9 exons. The record is from RefSeq and is a predicted model, not a curated record. Gene Ontology annotation, cellular component: cytosol.